CCCGCCACCUUGGCAUUUUGUGGAACGGUAAAAACUUCUCUCGUCUGAUGGUGGAGGACGAAAUUGGCGCUGGCAGCGAAGUUCCUGCUACCCAGGCUCGCAGCCAAAGUAAUAAAUCUUUCAAGGCUAGUUUGGAAAAUAUAAAAUUCUCGGCGGGUAUUUGUGAACCCAAGAGAAAGUGAAUUUUUCUGUUUCCUUGGUUGGGUGGCAGCAAAUUUUUUUUCCGAUGGUCGAAGGAAUAAGAGAUUUUUCACCCAACUUUUUAUUCUUCUAUUUCCAGUGCACUUCAUCAGCAGAAAAUUUCCUAGGAAUUGUUUCAUUGUUUCUUCCAUCGAUAGAAGAGAAGUACUGUUUUCAAGUUCAACUACUCAUCAGCUCUUGUAAUUCUUCUCGUCGAUUGAUCUGAUUCAGUGCAGGUGGCUCGUACUUCUUCUAAGAACUUGAUUUUGACAAACUCCAAUUGAGUGAGCUUGCAAAUUCUGGUUGAAGCACUCCCAAUUGCCUUGCAUCUAGUUUCAAGUACAAAGAACAAUUCCCAUUAUUGGCAAAUGGAUCAUAUAGAUAAAAUAUAUAGAAACAGAAUAGCUGCACUUACAAGAGCAUUGUAUGCAAUGAGAUGUGUGAAAGAGGACAAUGUUCCAUGCAAAAUUGAAGAGGGUCUCCUCUUGGGGUCAGUUGGAGCUGCAUCUAACAAGAAUGCAUUGAAAAGUCUGAACAUUACUCACAUAUUAACUGUAGCAAAUUUAUCAGCCAUGGACUGGUCAACACAUCCAAAUGAUUUUAUGUACAAGACAAUUGAUGUGGCUGACAGAGAAGAUACAGAUAUUGCACAGUAUUUUGAUGAAUGCUUUGAUUUCAUUGAUGAAGCAAAAAGGCUUGGUGGUCGUGUGCUGGUUCACUGUUUUGUUGGGAGGUCCAGAAGUGUCACAGUUGUUGUUUCUUAUUUGAUGAAAAAGAAUCAUUUGAGCUUAUCAGAAGCUCUGGAACUUGUUAGGAGUAAGCGACCACAAGCAGCUCCAAAUUCUGGUUUUAUGUUGCAAAUACAGAACUUUGAGAAAUCCCUUAAAGGAACCGAGCCAGAGGAAACUAGAGCAGGUUCCUUAUGGGCUAUGAUGGCACGGGUGGAGGGAGGAGUUCAGGUUACACUAGAGGGUCUCAUCGUUGAUUCGGUGGAGAUGGACAGCGAGAUUGUAUGGAUGUUGAUAGUCUAUCUACUUCUAUUGGCGGAAUGA
Macadamia integrifolia is the source of this 1232-nucleotide messenger RNA. Its product is annotated as dual specificity protein phosphatase 1-like. NCBI's taxonomy places the organism in Eukaryota, Viridiplantae, Streptophyta, Magnoliopsida, Proteales, Proteaceae. The record is from RefSeq and is a predicted model, not a curated record. Gene Ontology annotation, biological process: negative regulation of MAPK cascade; protein dephosphorylation. Bases 549 to 1232 code for a protein of 227 amino acids. Gene Ontology annotation, molecular function: protein tyrosine/threonine phosphatase activity; MAP kinase tyrosine/serine/threonine phosphatase activity. Gene Ontology annotation, cellular component: cytoplasm. The transcript has 7 exons.